AUGUCAGCUGUAACCCCAUUUCCAUUGUGCAAUCUCCCAUUACUUCCACUUAGAGAAGUAUUUGAUUCCAUGCAAACCCGCGGUAUGUAAGUUGUUUUUUUUUUAAUUUUUUAAGUGACUCUGUCAAUAUCUUAAGGUUUCUUCUUCUUCACACUUCUCCUCAAAACACCAAGCAACUGAUCAAAAAGAACAUCAGAAAUUUCAAACACGUCAAGAACAGUGCAAAGAGCGAAUUGUAUACGUCACUGUAACAGCUGAACAUAACCAUUUUGAGGUGGUCGAUGGUUACGACAGGAAACGAGCGGUAUACAGAGGAAACAACAUAAACCAAGCUCUUCAAACUAUCAAAUGUUUGAAGGAUAACUUUAGAUGUGAACGAAUGACAUUGCUUGAUAUAACUGAUCAAGAGGAAAAUGAUACCCGUCAAAUGGUUACUUUUCUUAAAGACAGGUUUUUCAUUUCUAGAAUGAGAUUCAAGAAUGAAAGUAUAUCCAGUGAUUUGUUUAAUUGGAUAAGAGAAUUGUCGAAGUGAUGUAAACAUUUCCGUUACAAAACCACAAGCCAUUAAUGUUAACAACUGGAAUGUGCUUGGAACCCUGAUUAACUAUAAUUUCGACGGAGUAAACUUUUCCAGUCAACAAAUGAAUUUGCUAUUGAAGGUGCUGAAAGAAAACAACAACUAUAUUCGUAUUUUGAUGUCUAACAUGGAGAACAGUCUGGAUUUAUCAGUGGUUGUUGCGGAUACAGGAUCUACAGCGAGAAUGAAAGAAUACCGUGUUUAUGAUCCUUCAACUAAAAGUUUUACAACGACAUUCAAGCCAAUGGACUCCAGAUUUAUCAUGAAGAACAACGACGGUGGUUGCAUGAGUAUCUCAGUUGAAAAGAACGGACUCAAACUCACUUCUUUUAGUGCGUGA
Messenger RNA from Caenorhabditis elegans, 917 nucleotides. The record is from the annotation of a RefSeq genome assembly. Lineage: Eukaryota; Metazoa; Nematoda; Chromadorea; Rhabditida; Rhabditidae.